CCAAUAUCGAGGGUGAACAUGGUCUCGUUAAGAGCCCGGUAGACAUGCUUGUACGAACACAUAAGCGGACAUAGCUUCCAGGCACCGAGGAAGCCGAAGAAUCAUUGUCAUCUUCCGAGGCAGCGAGAGAAGGUGGCUCGUUGAACGUGGCCGAGAUCCCCAAGAGCUCCUCGAUAACACUUCCUCGUCCCUCGCGCAGGCGUUCCCACCGAUCGCGACCGUGUAUCCAUAUGGCGCUCCCGUGCUUCCGAGCCAUCAGAAGCUCGUGAUCACCUCAAUGGCCGACUUCCCACCGAUAUCCUUCGCCCUCGCUGGUGCAGGCGAGCACCCCUUGUCUCGUGCUCGACACAACAGCCGAUCUGUCAUCAUCUCCCGCUCCAAUAGAUCUGCCACCCCUCAUAUACCCACCGCCAUCCUCCUCCUCCUCCUGCUUCCCCUCUGAACGACCCACCUAGCAUGCAGCAGAAGGCUCCGCUCACGCUGCACGUCCUCAUCGUCGGCUGCGGCCUCGGCGGACUCGCCGCUGCUCACUGCUUAGCGGCGGCCGGACACCGCAUCACGCUCUUCGAGUCAGCGUCUGCGCUCGGCGAAGUCGGCGCGGGCAUCCAGGUGUCCCCAAACGUGACGCGCCUCUUCCAACGCUGGGGCCUCGGAGAUGCGCUCGCGCGUCUCGCGGUCGAGCCCGAGGCGAUCGUCCUCCGCCGGUACAGUACCGGCCAGCGCAUCGGGUACGCGCCGCUCGGGAGGUUUGCGGACGCGUCGAGCGAGGCGUACUACAACGUCCAUAGGGCAGACCUCCACCGGCUGUUGUUCAAGCUCGCGGAGCCGAGGAUGACGCUGAGGCUUGCAUCGACAGUCGUGCAUAUCGAUCCGGAGAAGCCGUCGGUGAUGCUGGCAUCGGGAGAGAUGGUGGAGGGCGACGUGAUUAUUGGUGCUGACGGGAUUAAGAGCUACGUGCAGCAGGUGGUACUGGGGCAGUCGAACCCUGCGCAGGCGACGGGUGACGCGGUGUAUCGCGCGAUCAUCCCGGCCGAGCUCAUGCUAAAGGACCCGGACUUGCGGUCGUUUGUGGAGAAGCCCGAGAUGACGGUCUGGAUGGCACCGCGGCGGCACCUGGUGGGAUACAACAUCCGCGCGAAGGAGUUCUACAACUUCGUGAUGGCGCACCCGGACAACGGAUCGGUAGAGUCUUGGACAGCGCAGGGGAAUAUCGCGCGGAUGCGGGAGGAGUAUGCUGAUCUGGAGCCGCGGUAAGCGCGAGCGUCUCCUAUGCAUAGGCACGCUGAUGCGCCUGCAGCGUGCAGAAGAUGCUCAACUUUGUCACGUCGACGCUCGAGUGGCGUCUCAUGGACCGCAAGCCGCUUCCGACGUGGGUACACCCGUCCGGACGCGUGACGUUGCUUGGAGAUGCGUGCCAUCCUAUGCUU
Laetiporus sulphureus 93-53 is the source of this 1427-nucleotide messenger RNA. Its product is annotated as FAD/NAD(P)-binding domain-containing protein. The record is from RefSeq and is a predicted model, not a curated record. NCBI's taxonomy places the organism in Eukaryota, Fungi, Basidiomycota, Agaricomycetes, Polyporales, Laetiporaceae. Gene Ontology annotation, molecular function: FAD binding; monooxygenase activity. The coding region runs from base 457 to 1254 and encodes 265 amino acids. The transcript is spliced from 2 exons. Gene Ontology annotation, biological process: secondary metabolite biosynthetic process.